Solanum pennellii is the source of this 959-nucleotide messenger RNA. RefSeq lists its product as uncharacterized. The transcript has 6 exons. NCBI's taxonomy places the organism in Eukaryota, Viridiplantae, Streptophyta, Magnoliopsida, Solanales, Solanaceae. Bases 307 to 750 code for a protein of 147 amino acids. The record is from RefSeq and is a predicted model, not a curated record.
UGUUAACCUUAUUUGCAUUGGAAGCAAUCCCCAAAUCAACACUCAAAAAUUAAAGCCCUCACCGGCCACAACCUCCAGCCCCUCUCUUCUCUGUUCACUAACAGCGUCUCAGCGACCAGUAAACCCAGUGGCGCAGUGCGAACGGAGCAGCAAGACUCUCUUCCGACGUUUCUCAGUCUCUCAGCGGGAAGACUGAUUCCUUGCAAUUUUCUUAAUCAGUUUGAAGUUUUGAUUCUCCUGUUGGAACUGAAGUGAAGUUUUAUUACCCACGGAAGGGUUUGUGGAAGAAGAUCAAUUUUUUUUUCAAUGGAUCCCAAAUAUGCAGGAGAAACCUUGAAGCAUCUAGAGAAAGAAAGUGAACUACUCUUGAAUGCCCAUAAAGCAAUGUCAGAUGAAUUGCACAGGCUUCAGGUUGAGGAAGAAAUGAUGAUGCGCAAGUUACAUGAACUUAUUUCAGCUCACAAUCUAAGUAAAAAGAAAGGCUUAAAUGAUAAUGCUGAGAAAAGGCAGAAUGACCAGGAAGGAGCACCGGUCGACAUGACUAAUGGUGCUGAUGAAAGGCAGAAUGACCUGGAAGGUGACAUGACUAAAGAUUUCUUCUUGCUUAGUAAUUUAAUCAACAGAGCUAUAUUGCAACAUCCAGUCCUGCAUCUGACACAAGGGAUGUUUGGGCAACCCUUCACUCCACGAACUUUUGUGGUUGAGGGUUGGUGUGUUUGUGACAGGAUGGAGUUUGAACUGUUAAGCUGAAGGAUUUUCAGACGUCAAACCUCCGACCCUCCAAACAAAUAAGUGACAAUUUGCUUAGAUUUUUCUGGAAUUUGGCUCCUUCUGUAUUUACAAAUCUAUCCAUGCAUUAGAAGUGAAGGUUGUAAGGCCUUUGUUUAAAAAGAUCAUUUGUAAAAAUAAAUAACUUGUUUUGAGUCCCUGUGAAUGCACACUCGCGGCUUCCUGUGCAA